AUGGGAGAAGUGGAUCCUGCAUUCAUCCAAUCCCUUGAACACCAGCCCAAACUUGACAUCACUGAAGCCGAAGGAAUCCCGUUAAUCGAUCUUUCUCCAUUGAAUUCUUCUGAUACUGGUCCUGAGUUUUCAAAUUUAGUAGCUGAGAUAGGUAAUGCUUGCAAGAACUGGGGUUUUUUCCAGGUGAUCAACCAUGGAGUGCCAUUAAAGUGUCGUGAAAAGAUUGAAUUAGCGGCAAGGAAAUUCUUUGCUUUGUCGAAAGAGGAGAAGAAGAAGGUCGGUAGAGAUGAAGUCAACCCUUUGGGAUAUUAUGAUACUGAGCACACUAAAAAUGUUAGGGACUGGAAAGAAGUUUUUGAUGUUACUGUAAUGAAUCCAACAAUUAUUCCAGCUUCUCAUGACCCUGAGGAUAAGGAGCUUAAAGAGUUGAUCAAUCAGUGGCCUGAAAAUCUUCCAGAACUAAGGGAGGCUUGUGAAGAAUAUGCAGCAGAAAUGGAAAAACUAGCUUACAAGAUACUCGAACUCAUUGCCUUAAGUUUAGGCUUGCCAAAAACUCGAUUGAAUGGCUUCUUUAAGGAUAAUACUAGCUAUAUCAGGCUCAAUCACUAUCCGCCAUGCCCUUCUCCUCAUUUAGUGCUUGGUGUGGGUCGACACAAGGAUGCUGGUGCCUUGUCAAUCCUUGCUCAAGAUGAGGUUGGAGGACUUGAAGUGAAGAGGAAAACAGAUGGAGAGUGGAUUCUUGUCAAACCUACUCCUAAUGCUUAUAUUGUCAACGUUGGCGACAUUAUCCAGGUUUGGAGCAAUGAUAAGUACGAGAGUGUGGAACAUAGAGCGAUGGUCAAUUCUGAGAAGGAAAGAUUUUCAAUUCCAUUCUUUGUGCAUCCUGCACAUUAUACUUGGGUGGGACCCCUGGAGGAGCUGAUAAACGAACAAAACCCUGCCAAGUACAAGGCUUAUAACUUGGGAAAGUUUAUUACCACCCGAAAACGCAGUAAUUACAAGAAACUUGAUGUCGAAAACAUUCAAAUAUGUCAUUUCCGGAUUUAG
Molecule: messenger RNA, 1047 nt
Organism: Fraxinus pennsylvanica
Lineage: Eukaryota; Viridiplantae; Streptophyta; Magnoliopsida; Lamiales; Oleaceae
Source: the annotation of a GenBank genome assembly